Molecule: messenger RNA, 240 nt
Organism: Penicillium lagena
Lineage: Eukaryota; Fungi; Ascomycota; Eurotiomycetes; Eurotiales; Aspergillaceae
Exons: 2
Coding region: 1-240 (79 amino acids)
Source: RefSeq, a predicted model, not a curated record
AUGUAUGCCUGCGAUUGGAUGCUGGGCAUGGCGGAAAUCCAAUUCCGUAGUUUUUGCAUUUCGUCAUUCCUCGCCAGGCUGGGACACCCCUGGUCUAAUCACCACGGCAUAGAGCAGGCGGACGCAUACUGGGGGCCCGCCCUCCGCAAUCCUGGGCCAGGCCGGGUCUCAAAGCCGAAUCCCUUAACCGUUUAUGAUAAAGGAAAGGUCACCAACGGCACGAGUCAGCUCAGCAUGUGA